Messenger RNA from Colletotrichum orchidophilum, 519 nucleotides. RefSeq lists its product as uncharacterized. The transcript has a single exon. The coding region runs from base 1 to 519 and encodes 172 amino acids. NCBI's taxonomy places the organism in Eukaryota, Fungi, Ascomycota, Sordariomycetes, Glomerellales, Glomerellaceae. The record is from RefSeq and is a predicted model, not a curated record.
AUGUACCUCAGAGCGUUUCUACUCUCCCUCUUCCUAACAACAACCCUCGCCCUUCCAACCGCCAAAGUCAACAAGGUCUUCGCCCCAACGCCCCAUGAAACACCCGUCCAAGAUCUUGGCGAGGACACGGGCAGAAUCGGCGUGGACAAUGUCGACCUCUCCAACCUCCGCGUUGACCCUGUGCGCGUCAUUGAUAAAAUCUCGUCUUCCCCACGCAUGAUGCCGUCUCCACUAACGAAACGACGAGAAGUGCUGCGGGAGGAGGAAGACGGGAGGAUCAACAUAGCGAAAGAGAAGCGCUCGCAUAUCCAAGUCGACCCCGUCGAGGUCGACGUCCACAUUAUGAGGCCUUCGAUUCACACGAUGCCCAGCACCAAGGCGGCCAAGGUGGAGGAGGUCCAGAGGGAGACAGCAAAGGAGGAGCCCGACAAUGCGGCGAACGCGGAGCCGAAGCCUAAAUACAUUCCUAAGAGUUUCAGACUUGACUUCGCCUCCGGCGGGUGGUUUCGCCAAAUAUGA